Messenger RNA from Osmerus eperlanus (European smelt), 2591 nucleotides. Its product is annotated as protocadherin gamma-A11-like. The transcript has a single exon. The record is from RefSeq and is a predicted model, not a curated record. NCBI's taxonomy places the organism in Eukaryota, Metazoa, Chordata, Actinopteri, Osmeriformes, Osmeridae. Gene Ontology annotation, molecular function: calcium ion binding. Gene Ontology annotation, cellular component: plasma membrane. The coding region runs from base 168 to 2591 and encodes 807 amino acids. Gene Ontology annotation, biological process: homophilic cell-cell adhesion.
CAGGAUGUUGCCUGUAGUUAAAUGCGCGAGGGCGGAGGAGUGUGUGUGUGUGUGAGUAAAGGAGCAGGGAAAGCUAUUAUUUGAAAAACAAAUCUCGACAACUGUAUUUCUCUGAGGCAUUUUAAGACGACAUCUUUGGUCAGUAUAUAUUUUCGGUGAUAAUCCUCAUGGAAUAUAAAGAGUUAGUCACCGCGAAUACGUCUGCAUAUCGGAUAAUACAAUGGCUGGUGAUCUGGAUGACCGUUGUGUUCAUCGCCCCGUACACACGCGCACAGAUGCGUUACUCGAUCCCGGAGGAAAUGAGGAAAGGGGCUCUGAUUGGCAACAUUGCCAGCGACCUCGGCAUCGAUGUGAAGCGACUGAGAGCAGGCCGUGCUCGUAUCGUGACCGGAGAUGGCACACAACAUGCUGAGCUGAAAACUGACAAAGGAACUCUAGUCGUCGGUGAAGUGAUAGACAGAGAAGAGCUCUGCGGUGAGACGACCCCGUGUAGCUUUAGUUUCGAAAUCAUCCUUGAUAAUCCCAUGGAGCUUCAUCACGUUACGUUAGAGAUAGUGGACGUUAACGACCACUCACCCGAGUUUCAGAAAAAAGAAAUAAGUCUGGAGAUCAGUGAAUCUGCAGUACCGGGCGCGCGUUUUUUAUUAGGGAGCGCAGACGACCCUGAUGUUGGAAUAAACGCUCUGCAGAAUUAUGUGUUGUCUAGUAAUGAUAAUUUUGUACUGAAGCAGCACUCUCGUCCAGAUGGGGUGAAAUACGCUGAGUUGGUGCUUCAGACGCCGUUAGACAGAGAAAAGCAGCCUCGUAUCUCUCUGACGUUAACGGCUGUUGAUGGUGGGAAUCCACCAAGAUCUGGCUCUGUAAAAAUUGAGGUUACAGUUUUAGACGUCAAUGACAAUGCUCCCUUGUUUAACCAGUCUGUAUAUAGAGUGUCUGUCAUAGAAAACGCAUCAAAAGGCACACAUAUCGCUACCGUUAAUGCCAGUGAUGUGGACAGUGGAACAAAUGGAGUGAUAACUUAUAGCUUUGCAAAUCUUAAAGGUAACAUAGCUGAUAUAUUUACAAUAGACGAACAAACUGGCGUGAUAUAUGUCAAUGGUGAAAUUGACUAUGAAAAGGCUAAGAAAUUUGAAAUAGGCAUUGAAGCCAAAGACCAGGGAGGUCUAGGAGACUCAAGUAAAGUUAUAGUUGAGGUCAUAGACGUGAAUGAUAAUUCGCCUGCUAUUAGUGUGAUGUCAUUUUCAAGUCCCGUGUCCGAAGACGCACCACCCGGUACAACUAUAGCCAUCCUUAACGUAAAAGAUCUGGAUGCAGGAAACAAUGGCCAGGUGAGCUGUUCCAUUGACGACAAUCUACAAUUCAAAAUAAAGUCAUCCUUACGAAAUUAUUAUACGCUCGUAACGGAUGCAACACUAGACAGAGAGAGAAUCUCUGAAUACAACAUCACCAUCAUAGCGAUGGAUUCCGGGUCCCCUCCGCUUUCUAGUCGCAGAACUUUACACCUUAAAGUGUCCGACGUCAAUGACAACAGCCCCAUGUUCCCACAAGUUGAGUAUACCGCGCAUGUACUUGAAAAUAUCUCUCCAGGAACGUCCAUAUUUAGAAUUAGUGCUGAAGACGUAGAUUGGAAUCAGAACGCACGGAUAUCCUAUUUCAUUGAAGACACAUUAGUAGCUGGAUCUCCUAUGUCCUCUUUUAUUUCAGCCAACGCCGAGACUGGUGUCAUUUAUGCAGUGCGUUCAUUCGACUACGAACAAAUGAAAAAUAUCACAAUUCGUGUCAGAGCACAAGACAGCGGUUCUCCACCUCUGAGCUCAAAUGUAACACUAAACAUUCUCAUUGACGACGAGAAUGACAACGCACCCCAGGUCCUCUACCCGGUCCAGAGUGGCGGUUCUGUGGUGGCAGAGAUGGUUCCUCGUUCAGCAGAUGUGGGAUAUCUGGUCACUAAAGUGGUGGCUGUUGACCUGGACUCUGGGCAGAACGCCUGGCUGUCAUACAAGCUCCAGAAAGCGGCAGACAGGGCGCUGUUUGAAGUGGGUCUCCAGAACGGAGAGAUCAGGACCGUACGUCAGGUGACUGACAAAGAUGUCUUGAAGCAAAAGCUGACCGUUAUAGUGGAGGACAACGGGCAGCCGUCCCGUUCAGCUGCAGUCGUUGUGAACGUGGUUGUGGCUGACAGCUUCCCGGAAGUGCUCUUCGAAUUUACUGACUUUACGCACGACAAAACCUUUAACGACAACCUAACAUUUUAUCUAAUCCUGGCUUUGGCCGUGGUGUCGAUUCUCUUCAUAUUUUCGGUCAUCUCCAUCAUCUCUGUGAAGAUUUACAGAUGGAGACAGAGCAGGCUGUUUUACAAAUCAGCAGCCAACCUCCCUGUUAUCCCCUAUUACCCUCCCGUCUUCCCAGAAGGGACCCUGCAACGCGUGUACAACUAUGAGAUGUGUGGGACCACAGACUCUAGGAUGAGUGAUGUGAAGUUUGCAAGGCCUUACAGUCAGGGCACGCUGGUGGAUGUGAGUCACAUGGGGACUAUGCAGAGAGAACACGUAGAGCAGGAUCAUGGAGACUUCACUGGAGAGGUGAGAUAA